Molecule: messenger RNA, 249 nt
Organism: Akanthomyces muscarius
Lineage: Eukaryota; Fungi; Ascomycota; Sordariomycetes; Hypocreales; Cordycipitaceae
Exons: 6
Coding region: 1-249 (82 amino acids)
Source: RefSeq, a predicted model, not a curated record
AUGGCGGCCGCCAUAGCCACAGAGUCGCUGGCAUCCAGGACAAGUCAUCCUGCAGACAAGAGGCCUUGGCAGGCAACAGGGCCGCAAGCCGCAGCAAGCCAGGAAUCUGAAGAGCCAAUUCCCCUCCCUCCCAAUGCCGUUGCGGACCCCGCAAAAAGAAGAAGUAAAGUUAACAGCUCGACAAGCUCCAAGUUCCAAGCUUGUCCCAUUCGGCCAGCCGCAAAUCGCGUCGUGCUGGUUUCGUCAUAG